AUGGCACCACCAUCGCCAGCUCCACCACCAGCCACCGCUGCAGCGCCCUCCUCGUCCUCGUCGUCCUCGUCGCCCGGCUGGUCGACGGGCGGCAAAGUCGACUGGCGCACCGUGCCGGACCUCGACGACCUGCCUCCCGUCGAGGGCCAGCCGGCCGGGUGCGCCUGGAACUUUUGGGGCCGCGACGACCGGCUGGGCACGCUCAACCUCCUCACCCCCCAAGUCGUCGCGGCGGCGGCGGCGAGCGAGGUGCGCACGGGCGAGCGCGUCCAGAUCGACUGGGGGCUCGACAGCGUCGACGUGCCCCUCAUCGACCGCAAGCCCUUCCACCACCGCCUCGUCGACCUCCACGCCUCGCUCGGCGUCUACGCCACCGACGACGAGCUCCACCUCAACACCCAGACGUCGUCGCAGUUUGACGGCUUCGCCCACUUUGCCUGGAACGAUGACCGCCAAGGCACCAACGGCGUCUACUACCAGGGUCUGCGCCACCAAGACCUCCACUCCGCCGACGACGCCGCCAGCCGCAACCACCUCGGCAUCCACCACUGGUGCAUGGCGGGCGGGAUAGCGGGCCGCGGCGUCCUCGUCGACUGGGUGCGCUGGUGGGAAGAGACGCGCUCCGACCCGCUGCCCGCGGGCAACACGUCGUACCCCAUCCCGCUCUCGCAGAUCGAGGCCGUCCUGGCCCACCAGCGCACCGAGCUCCGGCCCGGCGACAUCCUCCUGCUGCGCACGGGCGUCGUCCGCUGGUGCGAGUCGGCAUCCAUGCGCCAGAAGCAGGAAGCCUUUACCGGCGACGACAACUUCCCGGGCUUUGAGCCGACAGAGGAGAGCAAGCGCUGGCUCUGGAACCACAAGUUUGCCGCCGUCGCCGCCGAUAACCCUUCGUUUGAGCACGGACCGCACGGUGAUCUGUGGCUCCACAACUGGCUGCUGCCCAUGUGGGGCUGUCCGAUUGGCGAGCUCUUCGACCUCGAGCGCCUCUCGCAGACGUGCAAGGCACACGAUCGCUGGUCGUUCUUCAUCACCAGCGCCCCCUACCGAGUCACGGGCGGCAUCGCCUCGUCGCCCAACUCGAUCUGCAUCUUCUAG
Molecule: messenger RNA, 1095 nt
Organism: Pseudozyma flocculosa PF-1
Lineage: Eukaryota; Fungi; Basidiomycota; Ustilaginomycetes; Ustilaginales; Ustilaginaceae
Exons: 4
Coding region: 1-1095 (364 amino acids)
Molecular function (GO): arylformamidase activity
Source: RefSeq, a predicted model, not a curated record